Messenger RNA from Hyla sarda, 806 nucleotides. RefSeq names its product nudix hydrolase 15 (gene NUDT15). The coding region runs from base 40 to 633 and encodes 197 amino acids. The record is from RefSeq and is a predicted model, not a curated record. Gene Ontology annotation, molecular function: 8-oxo-7,8-dihydrodeoxyguanosine triphosphate pyrophosphatase activity. Gene Ontology annotation, biological process: dGTP catabolic process. The transcript has 4 exons. Lineage: Eukaryota; Metazoa; Chordata; Amphibia; Anura; Hylidae. Gene Ontology annotation, cellular component: cytosol.
CCCUAUCUGUACACUGGGGGGCGCUCUGUGCUUCUAGUGAUGUCACACGCACCGCCCCCUAGAGCCGGAAGAGCGCUGUGCAGCCCAUUGCCCCGGUUUGUGUUCACUGGAGUCUAUGGGGUGAGAUCCGUAGUGCAGAUGCGGACAAUGUCGGGGCCAGCAGCAAAUGGUAGACCCGGAGUAGGAGUUGGAGUUGUGGUUACACACCCGUCCCAUCCUGGCUGUGUUUUACUUGGGCAAAGGAAGGCAAAAGGCUCUCCAGGGGCAGGCAUGUAUCAGCUUCCAGGAGGACACCUAGAGUUUGGUGAAAGCUGGGAGGAAUGCUCUGAGCGGGAGACUCUAGAAGAAGCUGGACUUCACCUGAAGAAUGUCCGCUUUGCUUCAGUGGUGAAUUCAAUUAGUAUUGAACAUAAUUAUCAUUAUAUAACCAUCAUAAUGAAGGGAGAAGUAGACCUGAACUAUCCAUCGGAACCUACCAACCUAGAGCCUGAAAAAAAUGAAGGCUGGAAUUGGGUCAAGUGGGAAGAAUUUCCCCCAAGUGACCAACUCUUCUGGGCCUUAUGUUGCUUGAGAAAACAAGGAUAUAAUCCUUUCAGUGAUGAUUUUGAACAUCUUCAUCCAAUACAGAAAUGAACCUGUUUUAUCGGUAGUUAUUUUAUGCAUUUGCGUUAAUGUACAAAUUAUUUAUCUGUCUGAACAUGAAUGUGAGGCUUUGAGAAUAUCUGCUUUUUAAAUGUUAAGGAGUGUAAGGAAGUGUAAUGUAAUGCAUUAAAAAGAAUAUUUUUUAAUAAACAGCACAAACAAAC